AUUUCUUCAAACGUCAACAUUCAGGACAAGACGUCAGCAGCAGUAGUUAGCGGCGAACCGGUGAAAAUGGAGAUAUUGUACACUUUACCCUACCAACUUUUAGAAGUUCCAAAUCUCAAGGUUAAAUGGCCGUCAUGGUUUCGUCAACCCUCAGCGAUGACCGUUUACGCCAUGGUGCUUCUAUCUUACUUCUUGGUGACAGGCGGAGUUAUAUACGAUAUAAUCACAGAGACACCAGGCUACGGAUCAGUGACUGAUGAACGAGGCACCAGAACAGUGGCCAUCAUGCCUCACCGUCUUAACGGCCAGUAUGUAAUAGAGGGUUUGACAUCAUCCUUCAUGUUCACCAUGGGAGGGUUGGGCUUCAUUGUGCUCAACCAAACUCACAGCCCAUCAACACCAAAAUUCAACCGGCUGUUACUCAUAGCUGUUGGAUUCCUCUUUGUCAUUGUUGCAUUCUGCUCUUGUUGGAUCUUCAUGAGAAUUAAACUUCCGGGAUACCUCCACUCAUAAACUCAUCUCCUUCCAUGAACUACAUUAAUGGUGACCUCGACUUGUCUAAAACCUCAUAUAUUAUUCUACUAUCCCUUUUGUAUAAGAUAUAAUUUUCAGAUAAUGAAUAAAGGUAGUGUCUUUUA
This is a messenger RNA of Frankliniella occidentalis (western flower thrips), 638 nucleotides long. Its product is annotated as oligosaccharyltransferase complex subunit ostc-B. The transcript has 4 exons. NCBI's taxonomy places the organism in Eukaryota, Metazoa, Arthropoda, Insecta, Thysanoptera, Thripidae. Bases 67 to 513 code for a protein of 148 amino acids. Gene Ontology annotation, cellular component: oligosaccharyltransferase complex. The record is from RefSeq and is a predicted model, not a curated record.